This is a messenger RNA of Enterobius vermicularis (human pinworm), 228 nucleotides long. The record is from the annotation of a GenBank genome assembly. NCBI's taxonomy places the organism in Eukaryota, Metazoa, Nematoda, Chromadorea, Rhabditida, Oxyuridae.
AUGUGCCGAAAAACCUGCAAGUUUUGCUGCGAAGAUCCCCGUUACAACUGCAAAGACGAUGCUAACCAUCCGCUUAUCAAUCGUACUGAACUUCAGUCCCAAAACCGUUUUGGUACAGCAUCGUUGAAGAGCAUUAUUGUGCAGUACUGUCCUGCGACAUGCGCUAUGUGCAACGGAACGGGAACUGCUGGGGUUUGCAAGGAUGAGAAGCAGCCGUAUGUGACGUGA